Molecule: messenger RNA, 5850 nt
Organism: Archocentrus centrarchus (flier cichlid)
Lineage: Eukaryota; Metazoa; Chordata; Actinopteri; Cichliformes; Cichlidae
Gene: ttc3
Product: tetratricopeptide repeat domain 3
Exons: 46
Coding region: 98-5314 (1738 amino acids)
Molecular function (GO): protein binding
Source: RefSeq, a predicted model, not a curated record
GUUAGCCGCGCCUUAAUUUCCAAACACUAGCAUGAGGAGAAGCAACGGGGGCUACUGUUAAGCAUCCGUGCAGCAGUUAUAUUAAGAGCUGAACAAAAUGUCAGAUUCUGACUCGGAUAUUGACUGUGGUGGUGGCUGGGACAAAUCCCAGUCGAAAAUGUACGAUCCAGUCAUCGCCUUUCGUCCGUUAGAGGAGAUUUUUAACCGGUGGUGUGAUAUUCCCGCUGACAUAAAAAGAGAAGCAGCGCAGAGGAUGAAAAUUUGUUCCUUCUGGCUUCCCAUUCUGCUGGAUCCUGAAGAGUCCAUUACUGUUUGCUGGGCUAUUGAGAUAGGUCUAAUCAGUGCAAGUGGCAGUGAAGAUCUAAGUCUCAAGCACCUGCGAAGAAUAGAAAUAGUAGAAGUGAUCUUCAGGGCCUUGGAGAAAGGAUUUUUAAAAAGGAACGAAUCAAAACAUAUUAUGCUACUUAGCAAUGGCCUUAACUUGCGCACUGCCGAGGCGUUGGACGAUGCGUUUCACUGGUUGGUGCGAGAAGGAGAACCUGAUAUACAGAAGCGAGUGCUCGACCUUGGUGCUGGACACACCUGCUUCAUAGCCCUCCAUCAUAUCUUCACAGAGUAUGCCAGGCUUAUUCAGGAAAUGGGUAGCAACACAGAGAGGAGGAUGAAGGAGCUGAUGGCUCGGCCGUCGGACAGUCAUGUCGAGAAAAGUGAAGAAAUGAAGAAGAAAGGAAAUGAGCAUUUUGAGAAGCAGCAAUAUGAAGAAGCUGUGAAGUAUUAUUCUAAAGCCAUCAAACAUUACCCUGACAAUCACAAACUUUAUGGAAACCGGGCUCUGAGCUAUAUCAGGUGUAAGGAGUAUCUAAAAGCAGCUGGUGAUGGAAAACGUGCCACUCUGAUUAAACCUCUGUGGAUAAAGGGUCACUAUCGCUACUGCGAGGCCUUGUUCUCCUUGGGACAGCACAAAAUGGCUAUCAAAGCAAACCAGUUAGCCCAGUUGCUCUGUAAAGAUGACCACGAGGGAGUCAAAGAGCUGGAAACACAGUUAUACAAAUUCACAGUUCCACAACCAGUACCACAACGUGGUCCGCCUCGAGGAUACGUGUCAGCUGGACCACUAAAGCAAGGCCAAAGUUUUAGAAUCGGUGUCGUGGCUUCACAACCGCCGCAUUCAAAACCUGUUAGUAAGACUCAUCCAGCUGCAAGCGCCGCUCCAAAGGUCUCUGUUAAAAUGGACAAGCAGGCAGGAAAAAAUGAAAAGACUGCUCAGAAAAACAGCAGCACUAAAGAACCUAAAGCAUCAAAAAGCGAGCCGCCUUCAAAGAGCGAGCCCAGCGCCACAGCAAAGAAGAAAUCAAAGAUCAAAAAUGGUCAUCCUGAAAAAGAGAACCAGGUGGUGGUUGAUAGUAAAAUCUCCACGUCGAAAGAGUUGAGAUCCAUCGUGGAGGAUGCUCACACUGCCCUGACCGACCUCCGCAGCCGCAACGCAGAGCAGGCCUUCAGCAAGGCGCUGGCCUUAUUGGAAGCUGUAACGCCCCGGGAACUUGGACUUUCAACCACAGACGAGCUCUUGCUGCUGUUUGGCCGUGCGUUAGCCCUGACAGAGAUCGGCCAGCCGGAGGAACUGACAGAAGCAGAAAAACUGCUGCAGAAGAUCAAAUCAUAUGAGGAGAGAACGUUUCAGUGUCUAGUUUAUUACGCCAUCGGCAAGUUGUAUCUCAGGGAAAACAGGUUUGCAGUAGCUUUGGAGCAGUUUUCAGAUUCCCUGCAGAUGUUCAAGAAUCAGAUAACACCUGGUAAACUCACCUGGCCUUUAACAAAAGAGAUUGUCAAAGAAACACAGCCAGACUAUUUGAAGGGAAUUCUGGAGGAUGCUAUAGAGUUGUGCAAGUUUCCUCCGACUCCUGAUGCCAUUUGUCGCCUUGACAAAUGUCUUUGCCCAGUGAAAGCUGAAAUCUACUUUACUGAUCCAGAUUUUAAGGGCUUCAUUCGGCUAUGCUGCUGCCAGCACUGUACGGUUGAAUACCACAUCACCUGCUGGAAGAGCCUGAAGACGUCAGCCUUUGCAGAAAAGAAUGAAAAGGAUUUGCUCCAAGAAGCAUGUUUGACUCCAAACUGCGUUGGUCAGAUCUGUAGUAUAAAAAUCUUUGGUCCGACGGGCCUGGUGAAGUGCAAGUUUGAAGCUGCAAUCCCCAAACUUCAGACUGUGAAGAAGCCUAAGGUGAAUCAGAAAUGUACAAGUGUGAAGAAGUUAAAAUCAAAGGAAGAGCAGAAGCUCAAGAGGAAGCAGCAUAAACAGUCUUUUCAGGAUAAGGAGGAUAAGGAGAAUCUGCAGCGGCAAGAAGACUCGGCAGCCCAGAGUCAACAGAAAGUCUGGUUAGUGUACAGAGAUCGAGUCCUUCUGCAGAUCAGCCAGAACGUGGAGCUUCUGAGGGAGGAGAAAGGACUCCAUAUUUCUGUCGUCUUCGGCAGCCUGAAACCCUGGUUGGAGCUGGACUCUGCGAGGGGGAACCAGAUAGCUGGAAGGAUGUUGAACUGGCAGCAGGAGCAGCUGGAGACUUUAGGACAAGUUGUUGAGCUACUACUGGAGAGGAAGAACCGGGUUUGGGCUCGUGUCUUAAUCCAAGAGCUCAGUAGCUGCGUAGCUAUAAAUCCCAAACUCAGCAAUUGGGCGUGCCGUCUCAAUGAUGGAGGCCUGAAUGCUGCUCAGAGCUUCAUUGAACGUUACGCAGGACGCUUGGAGCAGCUGGACUUGUCUCUUCUGCUAAAAUUUGGACCUUUGCAGGACAUGAUUAUAGAGAAGCUGGGCACGAGCCCGGAGUUAUUUUCAAGCAUUGGCUUGACUGUGACUGAAUACCUUAAACAGGCUCCACCACAUGACAUGAGACUCUUUAUCUGGACUUUGGAAGAGCAUAGGGAUGAGUAUGUCUCCUGCCACACUAUUCUGGAUGAAUAUUUUGAUAUGUUGGAUGGACAUUGUUCUGUCUUAAAAAAGUCAGAUGACAGUAAAAAUAAUUCUCCUAUCAAGGCUAAGAGUCGAGGUCGGAAAAAGAAACAGAGAGAGCCGAAGGGUGUUAUUGUUUUGUCUGGGAUGAGAGCUGUAACUCCGAGAGAUGAGUGGGACCAAGAGUUUUUUGAAGAAGAUUCUUUAUCAUUCCUUGAUGCUCUCGAUCCGUUCAGCGUUCCGAGCCACCUUCGAGAGCAAGUAGCUGAAUUUGAGGAGCAGUAUGACAACACCAGACACAGAACUCACUAUAAAAAGAUUUUGGACAACAACCCUGACUCAACAAAAGAGAGUUUGUAUGACUACUUUGCUCAGAUCUUGGAAGAGCAUGGCCCCCUGGCAGCUGAAGACCCUCUGCUGGUGGGUGAGCUGGAAAAUUUCCCUCCUGAGGCUAAGCUAAAGAUCGGAGAGGCUGGCGGCUUCGAGCCCUUCCUCCUGGACUCCCUUCGCUUCAUAAAAAUCGGGAGGUGUAUUGGCCUGGCCAAGCAUGCCGUUUCCCUGCAGCAGGCUGAAAAUGGAUCCAGCCUGGACGAUCUGGACGUAAUAGCUGAUCCUGACAUCUCUGGCGUUGAAACUGGUUUCACAAGCUAUCUGAAUGAUUUUUCAUCUGCACACACUGAAAUCUAUCCAAUGCUACCAAAUCCUUAUGUAUUUGGCUACCAGCAAGUGUUCCUACCGAGAAUCAAUCCUUACUUUGUUGGGAUUAACGGUGUCGAUCAGGAGCCAGUCGCUCAGUUUUUGCCCAAUGACUAUGAAGACCUGUAUCUUGAUCCCUCUGAGACUGAUGCUGGAGUUUGGGAAACAACCAGUGAGGCCCUUUUGAAGAUCCAUGCAGCAGUGCAGACAUCCCAAGAGGCCAUGAGGAGUGUAGCUGUGAAUACCGAGCUUCAUGAGGGUUUUGAGAAAUGCCAGGGUGACAUCAACAAACAGGAAAAGAGCAACGAGACGCUGAAGAGGAAGAUCGAGAAAAUGAAAAGUAACAAAAUCAACUUCAGUGAAAGAGAAAAUGUCGUUUUACUCCAGGAAGACAUACAGAGGAUCACAGCCAAUAUACAAGUCACCAAUAAGGAGCUGACGCUGUUCCAGCAGAAGUUAGAGGAGGAGGUGAAGAAGGACCAGAAGGAGAAGAAAGCCAACCAGGAAGCACUGAAGUCUCUAAAGCAGGAGAUAGAAGAGCUGAUGGAGCAACAAGGGAGUCUCGCCCAAAGCAUCCAGGAGAAGAAAACCAGCUUUGAAGCCAAGUUGAAUGAUUUCUUAGAGUUGAGCAAUCAGUCAGCAGCUGAGAAGAUGAGUCUGGAGGAUGAGAUCAAACGCUGCAAAGCCUUAAUCACUUCGGCCACCAGGAGGUCUCACACAGCUCUGCUGUCUCUAUUGGAGAGCAGUCACGAUCAGAGCUUGCACGACCUCUACAAAGAGCUGGCAGACUCCAAAGCUUUGCUCACCAAACUGGAUGAAGCGCUGCACAGAUUCCCAAAUCAAGAUCUGGAAGCAACGAGAAACGGCUGCAGAGACAACAUCAAAGAAGUGGAGAAGAAAAUCUCUGCUGCUAAGCGACUGUACCAGGAACAGAUGGACGAGGCGAGGAAUGGCAGACGAGUCGCUGAGUCGCAUCCGGUCAGCAGCCAUCCUGAACCUGCACAAAAUCUCUCCGCAGCAGCCAAAGAGUUCACUCCUCAGUCUUCAGCUCAGGCCUCACGCGGUACUCCUUCACCCGUCCACCAGUCCACUCCCCCCGCAGCAGAGGCGCUGGCCCCGCCCGCUCAGCACAGACCUCCAACCAGGACAGUGGAGUCUCCGCAGCACAACACCGUGUUCAGCAAAGCCAUGGAGACCCUGUCCAGCAUGUUCCCUGACUGUACAAGGUCAGAGUUGAUGAGGUUUGUACAGGAGCUGCGUUCAUACAGCGGUGGAAGCUUCAGCAGCAUGACGAUGCAGGAUGUGGUCGGAGGAGUGACCCAGCUGAUCCUGGACCAUCAGGAGAGGCUUAAUUCUGCCAGGUCCAACAUCAUGGGUCGUGGGAGUCCAGCUCGGCCCGCUUCCCCUAUUUUGGUAAACCCGGCAUCGGUGUGGCAGCCAGUCGGACAACAGAGAGUCAGGAGUUCCAACGCUCUGAACGUGGAGGAUCCCUGCAUCAUCUGUCACGAGGACAUGAGCCCGGACGAAACCUGCGUGCUGGAGUGCAGACACAGCUUCCAUAACGAGUGCAUCAGGUCGUGGCUGAAGGAGCAGAGCACCUGUCCCACCUGCAGGAAUCACGCCCUGCUGCCUGAAGAUUUCCCCAUGCUGACCGGCAGGAGACGCCCAGCUCCGUGAUGUCUUAAACCCCCGCCUCCUCUCACAUGUAUGCUUUUAUCUUUUUGCUUUUCUUAUUGCACCUAAAUCUAGACAAGCUUCUACCUUUUUUAAAUGUAAUGAUGUUCAGUUGUGUAGGGACGCAUCGCUGUAUACGCUAAAGAAAUAAAACUGUCUUGUGUUAGUGCUCAGUGCUGUUUUGUGGUGCCCAAGUUUGCCAUAAAAUACCGGGUUAUUUUAGAUUUGUUGAGACUCCUGCAGCUGGUGGAGAAACAGAUGCAGAAAUCCCAGUAAAUCCACAAUGUGUCGCUUUCGGUUCUGAUUAAACACGUUUUCGUCUGUGAGCUUCAGAGCAGCUCGUAGGGUGAUUCUUUUCUUUUUAAAUGUUUGUGUUUUUAAUCUUCGUGCUAACCAAAUGCUUGCUGCAUCUCUCUGCGGCUCCUGGAAAUAAAGCAAGCGGGAAGUGUUGGUUUGGACUAUGAGAGAUGUUCUGUCACCACAGCUGUAGACCGCUGGCUGUACCGGGAAAAAAAUAUUAAAGCCAUAAAAACACUUGA